AUGUCAUUACCCCUUCGGAAGCGAUCGCCUCUAGGCGAAGUGCCGAUAAACAGGCGCGUCCAGCGACUACGUCCUCAAUCAGGCGCAGGUGUUUCGAAGCCAUCAUCAUCUCAGCAGCAGCCGCAGCGGCUGCGCCGGAACAGACGGGGCGACAGAAUACUACACUCUAGUCAACAAUCACUUGUGCAGCAGCGGCCGGCGAAACGGGAGAAGCAAGCCACCCAGGCCUGGAAGACCAUCCAAGCCGACUGUCCAGAACUGUUCCAGUGCUUGCUGUCCGUUCUCCUUGCACGUCAUGAUCGACCAGCAAAUGCGUGUACAGGUACAGGUACAGAAGAAAUGAAAGAGCACCAAAUGAUGAUGGAUUGCCAAUCUUUGAACCACGGAAGAGACCUGAAGACGGACGACGAGGACAAAAACGCAGACGCCAAAAUGGGUGCUCCCCUUCAACGUCGCCUGCCUCCUAUAAUAUCCUAUGACGAGAACUCAACUACUAUCUGCCUUGGCCGGCCCAGGAUCUCUCCAACAUCCUUAGCCGACAUUGCCAUGCAUCUUCCCACCGUACAGCUGUCCCUCUUGAAGGCCGACCUUAUUCGCCUCAACUUCGCCUUGCAUUGUCGGGGACUAUACAUUCCCAACAUAACCCCAUCAUUGGUGUUAGUAGCUCAGAAGCUCCCUAAUCAGGACUAUGCCUGCUUUGUUCACCAACUCGAUUGUGUCAAACUCAAGAUGGACAGCAAGCCGGAGGGAGUAAGUGAGAAGGACAAAUGUAGAGAAGCCAGACUUCAGGUCCAGCGACUGUUCGGCCCUUUCGAGUUUCUCGCCCGUCUCCGAGAACGAGAAAUAAAUCGUCGCUGCGACAGUGGGGAACACCUGCGACUCACGCUGGAUCCAUCAAUGCAACACGACUUGACGACUACAAGCAGGGAGCUUAUCGGCUACAGCCCCAGAGCAGAUGAUAUGCUUCUCCGCGGCCUGGGUAACCCUAUACCUUCACUAGCUGUUCUUCUUGUCACUCGCUAUCUAGGGAGGCUCCCACCACGCUUCAUCCCUCUAUCGCCCAACACGCAAACUCACAGCUUACUGCUAGACCUCCUGGAUUUUGUCGAGCGCGCCACGCCACAGUCCUUUCCCGACGCUGACGUCAAUGAUGAUUACAACGACGACCUGGCCAGCCUUGCCAUUAUACGCACUGCCAUCCUCGUCUGGCUCACGGCCGAUCGAACGCCGCCCACGGCUUCCCGACACAUCCUAGCGCCCUACACAUGUCCACCAUGCUACCCUCUCACUGGCUUCCCAUCGGGCUGUGCCAGGGCUCAUGAAAACAGCAGUCGGUCUUCUUUCAGAGGUCAUCGGCCGAACGAAAAUCUAGACGGAUCCGAGCCCCAAUCAUUUGCACCAGCUAUGAGACAAGACAAGCAGACGGAGAGAGAGAGAGCUGGACAAGAUACUGACAGCUUGAGCAAAGAAUCCGUCUCGAUCGUGGGCUUCCUCCUAUCAACCAGACCGCCAAAUCGAGAUCCGGAGGCACUAGCCCAAGCUGCUGCGGAUGCACGCGCAGCAUUGAUGCGGCAUAUACCUAUGCGUCAUGGAACGGCUGUUGUCCCGUCACAAGUAUAUUGGUUCUUUUAA
Molecule: messenger RNA, 1632 nt
Organism: Anthostomella pinea
Lineage: Eukaryota; Fungi; Ascomycota; Sordariomycetes; Xylariales; Xylariaceae
Source: the annotation of a GenBank genome assembly